Pygocentrus nattereri (red-bellied piranha) is the source of this 5489-nucleotide messenger RNA. It is a transcript of the gene esrra, whose product is annotated as estrogen-related receptor alpha. The record is from RefSeq and is a predicted model, not a curated record. Gene Ontology annotation, cellular component: nucleus. NCBI's taxonomy places the organism in Eukaryota, Metazoa, Chordata, Actinopteri, Characiformes, Serrasalmidae. The transcript is spliced from 8 exons. The coding region runs from base 550 to 1854 and encodes 434 amino acids. Gene Ontology annotation, biological process: regulation of DNA-templated transcription. Gene Ontology annotation, molecular function: nuclear steroid receptor activity; steroid binding; zinc ion binding.
GCUGUACGUAACCACGAUCUCACUCGUAGCAGCGGAAGACGAGAUUCAAGCUUCCAGUAGCAACAGAAACGGCGGAGGAAGGACCCAAAUGACCUGAAACAUACGGAUUAAAAUCCGUCGCUAGGUCGCUCGGACGUCCUGUGGUUGCGAGGCGCAGCAUUAGCUUUGUCUAAACAGUGUCGUGUCGGCGUGCCUGGAGCCCGUUUUUAGGAUAAAGUCACGCAUUUUCUCCCGCUAGCCUACAGUAGUCCUGCUCAACAUCGCUAGCCUACAGUAGACCUGUUCAGCAUCUGCUCACUAAACCGGACCGUAGGCUGUGAUGGUCCACAACUCUUGACAGCCUCACUACUGGAUUGGCUGUUGUGUUUUAUCGUGGGGCCAGAGGUCACAGUAGCUUCAUAUCUGUCAGACGGUCUCCAGAGGUGUUCCCACAAAUGCUGGGUUCCUGAUGGCCCGUGUGAACUGACCCAUUGUCACAUAUCUGAAAUCAAAAGGAAGUGUGAGGACUCUAUUCACAAGAGGAGCUGAAAGCAAAAGUAAAAAGGUAUCAUGUCUUCCAGAGAACGGCGCUCUGAUCUGCACAUAAAGGCAGAGCCUAGCAGUCCAGAGGGUGGAGGCGGUGGGGGCAGGACCAGUCCAGGUGGUGCCUCCUCAGACUCCUCGCAAAGCGGUGGAGGAGGCGCUCGGGGGGACGGCGCUGGACGUUACUCCUCACCCACCUAUAGCCCAGCCCUCCGCUGCCACUUCAAGGAGGAUGGGGCAGACGCAGCAGACGAGGGCUCAACGGGCAGUGGGGGUGGCCGCUGCAAAUACGCCCUCAGCACCCUCCCCAAGAGGCUGUGCCUAGUGUGUGGAGAUGUGGCAUCAGGCUACCACUAUGGCGUGGCCUCCUGUGAAGCCUGCAAGGCCUUCUUUAAGAGGACCAUCCAGGGCAACAUUGAGUACAGCUGUCCAGCGUCCAACGUGUGUGAGAUCACCAAGAGGCGCAGGAAGGCCUGCCAGGCGUGCCGCUUCACAAAGUGCCUCAAAGUGGGCAUGCUCAAAGAAGGAGUCCGUCUAGACCGAGUGAGAGGGGGAAGACAGAAGUACAAGAGACGGCCAGAAGUGGAGAAUGCCACGUAUCAGAGUGCCCCAAUACCUAUAAAGAAAGAGGGAGAGAAAGGCUCUCCCAGCAUCAUUGUGUCUCACCUGCUCGUGGCAGAGCCCGAGAAGUUGUUUGCCAUGCCAGACCCCCUGCAGCCAGACACAGCCCAGCGCACCCUCACCACCCUCUGUGACCUGGCUGACCGCGAGCUUGUCGUCAUCAUCGGCUGGGCAAAGCAUGUCCCUGGCUUCCUCUCUCUGUCACUGGCUGACCAGAUGUCAGUGCUGCAGUCUGUGUGGCUGGAGGUGCUGGUGCUUGGGGUGGCCUACCGUUCUUUGGGCUGUGAGGACGAGGUGGUGUUUGCUGAGGACUUUGUGCUAGAUGAGGAAAUGUCACGUGUGGCUGGCCUGACUGAGCUCAACGCUGCCAUCUGUCAGCUGGCACGGCGCUUCAGGGCUCUGCAGCUGGACCGCGAGGAGUUUGUAAUGCUCAAAGCCAUCGCUCUUACUAACUCAGAUUCAGUCUACAUUGAAGACAUCGAGGCUGUUCAGAAGCUGAGGGACCUUCUUCACCAGGCUUUGUUGGAGCUGGAGGUGCAGCAGCGUCCUGAUGACCCGCAGCGAGCUGGCCGCCUCCUACUCACACUGCCCCUCCUUCGACAGACAGCCAACCGCGCCCUCACUACCUUCUACAGUAUCAAGACCCGUGGAGGAGUUCCCAUGCACAAACUCUUCCUGGAGAUGCUGGAAGCCAUGAUGGACUCACCUUAGUGAGGAAUGAAACAAAGAAUGGAUUAGUGAAAGAGUGAGGAAGAGACUCAACAGUAGAAGGCAUGACUAGUCAUUUUUUAAGAUGAAGCUUUUUUUGUUGUUAAAAGAGUGCAAGGGCUGAAAGGCAAAAAGAGGGAUAUUUCUUUUCAUAGAAGAGCUGAAGGGCAGACGUCUUUUCAAAAAGGAUUCAUGUGUGAAAUUUGUAGCUUUGAGGGGUCAUGCAUAACUUGAGGUACUUAAACUGAAUGGUUCAGCCAUGGAUGUCCUCUUUGGAUUUAAAUUGUAUUGAAGGAGAAAUUGGACUGAUUUCUUAAACCACACUUGUUUGAUACUGGAUUGAGGUACCAUGUGGGAAUAAUAAUUGUGCUCUGAAGAGAAAAGUCGGUGGAAGAGUCGGUGGAACUGGUCACCAUAUUAAUAGUUACCCUUAUCAUGCAGAUUCCUUCAGAUUUUAUUGACAGAAAUUUAUACAGGACCCUCCAUCACUGUUAACCUUAGGGGCAAUGAUGCGUUUAAGGAUGUGUUAUGGAUGAAGGAAACCUUUCAGCCUCUUUCUAUAAGGUAGUAUGGCUGAUUUCAAGGAAAUCGAGUGGUCAUGAAUAGCUCCCCCUACUGAAUCUAUAGCCAUAGAAAAAACAACAUAACUGAAAAUACCUAGCAUUGCAGGUGACCAUGUAAAAACAACAAUGUUUAACCUGCUUCCACUCCCUCUCCGCUCUCUCUUAUCUGUGUGUAGUCAGUCACGCUCAGCAGUUUAGAAGUACUUGACGAUGCAUGUAAGUGCUAUCUUUUUUCACCCCGCUACAUUACUUUGUGGUUAGAAAUAUGCAAGACGUGUAAAGGAAUACUAACAUCUGCAGAGUGAACUGUGUGCAGACAGAGAAGUGUUACUUAAAACAUACAUUCAAGGUGCAACAAAUGGAUGAAGAGGUUAACAUUGAAUACACUGGCACGUGUGACACUACCAGAAAUAUCGUAUGUGUUCUAACAUGCAAUAUAUUUUAAAGCAAUAUGUACAAUUUCACUCAGCAAAGUGCAACAAGUCAUCCAUUUGUCUCUGCAGAGAGGGUGUUGUUGACUUGUCUCAGUCAAGCUUUUUGUUUGGUUGAAAUUUAAUAGUGCAGUUGCACAGCAAAGGCAAGGGGUAUACAAAGGGAAUGCUAUCUAAUAGAACAACGUUCUUAGAGUACAGAGUAGUGCACUCAUUGUAGAUUUUUCAAAUUUGUUCCAUAGAUUAACCGCCAGAACAUCUUUGUAUGUGUGCGAGUGUGUGUUUCUGCACAGGGUGUGUGCUGUGUCAGAGUUAAUUGAUGAUGGUGCAUUUAGAUCAGGGUAAAAAGAGCAACCUCAGCCCCUGUAGGCCAGCUGGCUCUGUGCUUCAGGCCUGCUGCCGGGGAGAGAGAUUUUUUUUCUUUUGAAAUCCACUUGAAAGGACUGAACAAAGCAAAAGCUCACGGAUGGACUUCAGGUGACCAAUACCACAUUACACUGGCCGCCGGUGCAGGAGACAGCAUUGAGGCUGCUCUUUGCCUUGUCAAACGCUAAUGCUGUUUGAUUCAGACUGCUAAAACACAAACAUCACUUCUGCAUCCUGAAUCCCUGGAGAGACUUGAGAAGGAAUGGAUCCGUUUUUUGAGAAAAAACGAACUUCAACCCUUGCCACAGACAUGUUAGGUGGCCGUCAUUGGACAGCUGGAACCAGGAGGACGUGCUGUGUGACUGAACUGCUAGCCUCAUUGGCUGAGAGCUACAUUUGAUACAACAUGAGGAGCCUCAUAAUACGUGGUCGAAAACGAGCCCUCUUAGCCCGAGACCAUUUUUUAAAAUAUUGUUUGAUGUUUUGGUUGGUUUCACUGCUGUUUUUAGAGCCGUAUAUAGGUUGUUUGCAGACGUUUGUCUCAUAUUAUAUGCAAUCAUGUUCAGAGCCCUACAACUCUGCUACCUUUUUAUUUAUUGUUUGCAUUUGAAAACUCAAGAGGAGGAAGAAAAGCCAAUUGCCGUCCAGGCCAAGGCAGAAUACAUAAUAAAAUCCAACCACUGAUCAACAGUUUUCAGACCUCUGUGAGAUUACAGUGUCUUCAGGGUGCUUUUCACCGUAUGUUUGUAGUAAUGAUUGUAUGUGUUCAUUGAGAAUGGUACAAAUUAUGCCUACUGCAGCUAUGAAGGAAGUGGCGUCCUGUACACAGACAGUGUCUAAUUCUGAGAAGCAAUUAAACGUUAGGAGGAAAUCUCUAUUAAUAUAACCUAAAUCAAAAUCAGCAGUAAGCUUAAUCUUGUUCUGAGAAUAACCAGCCCUUGGGAAACAGUGUAAUAGGUGCUUGAAAUUUUGAUCUGCUAACAUGAGCUUCUUUUCUCGUUUGUGGUUUGUUGUUUUGGCUGACUUGAACGUAGACUUUCAGUAUAAUGUUACACAUGGCCUCAGGUUUGGUACUGAAAUAAAGCAAUCUGUUUGGUUGAGUAUCGUAAAAUGUUAGUUUUUCCUUUGAAUUUGUUUGGUCUUGGUUUCUUUUCCCUCUUUGUGAUUUUUUUAACAAAGCUUUCCAGUUAUCUGUCAAUACUAACUGAAGUAAAUAAAAGCGAAAGCCAGGGAAAUAAUACUUUGUCUUUUUAUGUGAGCUAACAAUAGUACAGUUAUGCAGAUUUCAGGCCCUCAGUAUAAGCAGUGUUGAACACUCAAGUUAUUAAAUUUUUUCCCUACCUGUCCCUCAUUAAUGUCACCACUUCUGCUAACUGGGUGAACACUGGCUGGACUUCAAUAACACGUAUCAUUGUUUCAAGUUGCUGUACCCGAGCAAAUCGACACUAAAAUGCUCUUUGGUUUGUUCGAUAAGUUGUCAAUGUUUUUUCUGCUCUUUUGUACACAGGGAUACAUGUGUCUCUCUGUCAGUGGUUCUUGGGAUGUCACAGAAUGUGUACAUAACCAUGGAUGUCUGGGUCCAUUCAAAGAAAGUUGUAAAAAUGUCAAUGUUUGUGUCAAUAAUUCUAAUAUUAUUAUCAAUAAUUAUAAUUAUAGCAACUAUAAUAAUGAUAUAACUAGUGUUUUCAUAACUGUCAGCGUUAUAUGAUGCCAUUUUGUCAUUGUCGACAUUAGAUGAGAUUUUGGAGCCGAACAUGGUUUAGAGAUCAUUUAAGGUCAUGGGUAGCUGUUAGUGUGUCUGUGUAUAUUUAUGUAAAUGAGCAAUACAAGAAUUUACCAAAACUAUGUUUUCACAUUUCUCUGUAUAGUGACAUACUGUAAAUCAAACCUCAGCAGUAAUAACAGUGAUAACAAUCCAUAGAAAUAAUGAAGCUUAUAAUAAGGUAAAGAACAAAUCAAUGUUUGUAUUUUAAAAAUAUUGUAUUUAAAAGAUUAAAUUCUAUUUUUUACUCAAUUUGCUGAUGUUUAUUAAUAUUUUGGGUUUUUUUUUUCUUUCUUUUUGUGUGUGGGUUUCAGUCUAAUGAUUGUGAAUGUCUCUGUGUGCUGUUCUCUUUUUUGUAAAGCUACAUAGUUCAGCAGUAGUGACUAUAUUUCAGCAAUUUGUUCAUAUUGAAUCACUGUGAUGAAAAGGCAAACACUAAAACACCACAGGAAUAUAGGGGUAUUUUAAGAUAUUGUCGGUGUCUUGUGUUUUGUAAUAAAUUAACACACGUCAGCA